AUUUCAAAACAACUGUGAUAUUAAAAAUUAUUACGAAGAUUUUAAUUUUUAAGCAUUAAAUCCAUCACAAAAAUGACUGAACGAAAUGUAACGACAUUCACAAAGGAAAUGCGAAUUUCCAGCCGAAAAGAGCAUCGCAUCAGCGACGAUUUUAUUAACGCAAAACUUGCUUUCGCGAUGCACAAUAACGACGUUUGGUCCGAAGGUCUCCUUGUCUUCUACGAAGUCUUCAAAUUUCUCGAAAAUCAUCUCUCGUACGACAUUUUACCAAAGGAAUUCCGUCGAACCGAGGCUUUCGAACAGGAUUUGAGUUACUUUUUGGGUCCGCACUGGCAGGAAAAUUACCAACCACGCAAAGAAGUUCAAAAUUAUCUGGAUCAUUUAGUCAAAAUUACAAAUACAAACUCAACGUUACUCGUGGCUUACGUUUAUCACAUGUAUUUGGGUCUCCUUUCGGGCGGACAAAUCCUCCAAAAGAAACGGAAAUUGGUGCAAAAGAUUUUUCCAAAGCCCGAUGAUGAGGUCAAUGCUCCGGGAUGCGCUGUGACAACAUAUGACGUCGCAAUUGGUGACUUGAAGACACAACUGAAGGAGAUAAUUGACAAUUUGGCGAAAAAUUGGGACGAAAAUACAAAACAAGCCAUUUUGGAGGAAGGAAAAAAAGUUUUUCAGUUGAACAAUGAGCUCGUGCGGUCGAUUAAAACAAAUAAGGAAACUUAUAAACUGCUUGGAUAUUUUUUGUUGUUUAUUCUUACAAUUUUAUUCUUUUACGUCAUGUGGAAUUUGUAGGAAACCCGUUUAAUUUUUUUUUAAAUAGUUGACAUUAAUAAAUCUAAACACUCCAUAAACUAAUUUUAUUUUAUUUU
Messenger RNA from Culicoides brevitarsis, 866 nucleotides. It is a transcript of the gene Ho, whose product is annotated as heme oxygenase 2. Gene Ontology annotation, biological process: heme oxidation; heme catabolic process; response to oxidative stress. The transcript has 2 exons. Gene Ontology annotation, molecular function: heme oxygenase (decyclizing) activity; heme binding. Bases 73 to 789 code for a protein of 238 amino acids. Lineage: Eukaryota; Metazoa; Arthropoda; Insecta; Diptera; Ceratopogonidae. The record is from RefSeq and is a predicted model, not a curated record.